Molecule: messenger RNA, 1247 nt
Organism: Zychaea mexicana
Lineage: Eukaryota; Fungi; Mucoromycota; Mucoromycetes; Mucorales; Lichtheimiaceae
Exons: 2
Coding region: 125-967 (280 amino acids)
Source: RefSeq, a predicted model, not a curated record
UUUAGAAACAGCGCGAAAAAGAAAACGAACAGUGCCUUCAGGUGAGUAUUAAGUUAGGAUAUUGCAAAAGCGUGCAUGUAUCUAUGCAUUUUGACAAUUCACACGUUCCAUCCAACUAGAUAAAAUGAUGAAAGAGGCUGCAAAGUCAAACUUGCGCUUGAUUGCACCGAAACUUGAACAAUCGUUACCACAGGAAGAACAACAGCAGCAGCAGCAGCAGCAGCAACCGCAAUCUCCACAGCAACCACCACGGCUAUCACCAUCGCCACCGCCACAACUUUUGGAGCAGCAGCAAAAGAUAGUAUUUACAAGUGAUAGUCCCCCAGCAAUGUCCUGUGGAUCUUCCAAUACCAGCAGUUGUUGUUCUACAAAGUCGAACAAUCCAGCUACUACCAGCAGCAAUUGUUGUUCGACUAAAACGGUUAACACCAACACAACUUCGACUACAACUAGUACUACUGCUAGCCAGCAUAAAGACGGCAACGAUAACACUACCACUAGCAGCAACAUAUGUCCUCCUUCAGGGUGUGGAUGUGGUAUAAAAGAAAUAUUACCAAGCGAAAUGAGCAGUCAUCUUGAAUCGUCUUCCCCGUCAUCCUCCUCCUGCGGAACAAAAGCAUCGUCGUCGUCAUCAUCAUCAUCAUCGCCACCAACAGAAGCCAGCAGCGGCAGAGUGCGGAUAGUCACAUGUCGAUGCGGUGAUUCAUGCGCUUGUCCUGGCUGUGAUGCACACCCUUCACGCGUCAUGAAGGGACAAAAUGAUCCUUACACUGGGUUCGCGACAGACGACGUCCGACGACGCUUAUCCAUUGCCGCCAUAUGUCUCCCUUCGGAUGCGCCGCCAUCAAAACGUUCUUCUGAACAACCAACUUCGAUCUUGAGAGAAGACGGCAUUGAAUUAUGCGGAUGUGGAUGUUCUCAGACAUUUGACGCUUGCUCAGACUGUUUUCGAGAACUGUGUCAUUGAAGAAUCCUCCUCUCCCACCAAUCCAUAUUGACUUUUGCGAACUAGCUAUUAUACAGGCUCCCACAAUAACUACUACUGAUUAUUACUACUACGAUUACUACUACUACUGCCGCUGCUGCUAUUACUACUUCAUCGUCAUCAUUGUCAUAUAUAUGUACAUAUAUCAUCUUAAAUAUCAUUCACUCAUCUCUCUUACUUGUAACAUUUCCUUUUUGUUUAUAUAUCAUCCUAAUUUAUUAUAAAGUGUACACAACAAAGUUUUCACGGACUAAAUAGAUAU